UUUCCCCUUUAUUCCUGAUGGGUAUCCCCUACCAAAACCACCUCGAACAAAAAAAGUUACUAUUUUUAACAAGUCCGAGUAUGCCAGUAUCGAGGAAAGAGCGAUGCAAGCACCUGACUCUGCCGGCGAGAGUUUUAAGGAGUUCUACGAGUAUCUCCUCAGUGGAUUAAAGACUGACCUUGAGAAGGUCAGGGCUGUAUUCUGCUGGAUUGGACACAAAAAUAAAACAAAAAGCCAGGGAGGACCAACCGAUUGUCCGAAUUCAAUUCUACGACAAGUACAGGAAAGCAACAUGUCUUUUGCCUACCUGUUCGCUAGAUUAUGCAGGGAAGGAAACAUCCCCUGUGUGAUAAUUAGGGGUGUGGCAAAGAGCGCGGGGUACGAGGUAGGCGAUGUUGAGACAAGAGUUGAAGCAUUAGAAAACAGGUGGAAUGGAGUAUUCGUGGACGGGGAGUGGAGGAUUGUCUUUCCAAUGUGGGCAUUCUCCGCCAUUGCUGGACAUAGUACCGGCAAAUUUACACUCGUCGAAACAAAAGGAAAUGCAGCUCGGGAGAAAGAAAAGAAAUCGACAGGUGUGGAUAUUGUUCAACUUAAUGAAUACUACUUCCUGCCCGACCCUGAAGAUUUUGUUCAUAUAGCUAUGGCUUUGGAUCAAGAAUGGCAAUUCAUCGACAAGCCGUUUACACUUGAGAAAUUCUGUAGUAUUCCUUUACUACGCACGAGCUACUUCUCACGUGACGUAGAGAUUACGUCAGGGUACAACUCGCGUUUACAUUCUAAAAACGGCGAAGUGGCGAUUGGAUUCAAGGCAUUAGAUGAGAAAUGGGAUGGAUUUUUAACGUACGAAUUAUUCUUUAACGAUGAAGAAUCCAUGUCGGUCUUGCCAUCAGAAAUGCAACUCGAUAGGUAUGUGGUCAAUGAGAGGAAUUUUGAACAAUGGAAGUUCAUCGUUAGAUGUCCUGUGACUGGCGUGUAUAAGCUGGAAAUUCAUUCCCAGAAGCAUUCAGGAUAUAGUGUAUGGAUUUGUGCUUUCAAACUGUUCUGCAAUGAAGUGACGGAGGGCGGCACGAAAGCUCUUCCCUUGAAUGUCGGUCAUAUUGGUUGGGGUCCUAGUAACGAAAUGGUGAAUGCAGGACUAACAUCACCAUCGCAAAAGACAGGCAUCGUCAUGGCUUCAGCCAGAAAGGAAGUUAACUUCAGUUUCACAUGUUCGAAAACUGUUUCAGUAAGGACAGUUCUUGUACACAACGAAACCUCAACUGAGGAACUCGAGUCAUAUGUAUCUCAAAAAUUUAACAAAAAGACCAAAAAAUUGAAUGUGGCAGUGUGCGUUCCUGACGAAGGAGAGUAUGCUCUACAGAUUCAUGCCAAGGACAAGAACACAAACACAGAACGUAACGCGUGUAAUUAUUUGAUAUCGACCGAUCCUACACCAGAACAAAAGAAAAAGAGGAACAGACGUGAGAAUGUGACGGAAAGGAAGACAAGAGAUGAUCUGAAAACAACAGCCACUGGAAAGGAUUUGGAAAAGUUAACAAUGUCAAUUGCUAAGUUCGAGAAAAUGAAUCUAGCUGAUAAGGGUGACCUGCAUGUCGCUCUCACAAGAAAAAACUUUCUAAGCUUGCAGAAAGGUCUGAACGAUGCCAUCAACAGACGUCAUCUUGAAGUUUUAGACACUGCUAUCGAGAAUGCAGAGAACUCGGAUUUUAAAACCGAGCUAGCACCAAAGAUUGACCAGGCAGAUCAGGUUAGGAACGAGCUGAUCAAACUGAACCGCUUCGCACAUGACAUACUGGCCAUGAAGCAGCCGACUGUGUCCGAACUCCACAGCUACCACAUACCUCAGCCUCCCAUAAUGGACGUGAUGGUAGCCACAUUCACACUUCUUGGUGAACCAAAGGAUCACCUACAGGACUGGCAGGACAUACAGGCUCUACUAAGGAACCUUGGACGCAAAUCCGUAAUUCGUCGUGUCAAGGAAUUCCCUGAAAAGCAAGCGCAGCAUGUGACGCAAAGUACCGCGUCAACGGUUCAGGCCAUGAUCCAAAAGCAUGACGAAGAUACUGUUCGGCUAUGUAGUCCAGCCGCUGGAACCUUCUACGUAUGGGCGAACAACGUUGUGACGAACAUUCUCGAUAAUGGUAAUACACAGAACACAGGAUCAUAGACACGGAGGACAGUUACAUGAUGUUUUAUCAAAGUAUACAUUAGUCCUGUCGAAGCACAAAGACAUUUCCAUGGACGUCAGAUAAGGGGUAUUUUGUAAAGACAUCGGCAUCAAAUGUGAAUCGUCAAAAAUAAAUCAUCCCUAUUGUUAAACGAGGAGCACAUGUAAAGAUAUAUAAGAGGAACAAACAAGUACAGCCCGUGUAAUCGACAAUAACAGUCCGAGGACCCAACAAUAACAGCACGAGGAACUAACAAUAACAGCACGAGGAACCAACAAUAACAGCACGAGGACCCAACAAUAACAGCACGAGGAACUAACAAUAACAGCACGAGGAACCAACAAUAACAGCACGAGGAACCAACAAUAACAGCACGAGGAACCAACAAUACCAGCACGAGGAACCAACAAUAACAGCAUGUGGAACCAAACAUAACAGCACGAGUAACUAACAAUAACAGCACGAGUAACUAACAAUAACAGCACGAGGAACCAACAAUAACAGCACGAGGACCCAACAAUAACAGCACGAGGACCCAACAAUAACAGCACGAGGAACUAACAAUAACAGCACGAGUAACCAACAAUAACAGCACGAGGACCCAACAAUAACAGCACGAGGACCCAACAAUAACAGCACGAGGAACUAACAAUAACAGCACGAGUAACCAACAAUAACAGCACGAGUAACUAACAAUAACAGCACGAGGAACUAACAAUAACAGCACGAGGACCCAACAAUAACAGCACGAGGAACCAACAAUAACAGUCCGAGGACCCAACAAUAACAGCACGAGGACCCAACAAUAACAGCACGAGGAACUAACAAUAACAGCACGAGUAACUAACAAUAACAGUCCGAGGACCCAACAAUAACAGUCCGAGGACCCAACAAUAACAGCACGAGGAAUCAAAAUAACAGCAUGUGGAACCAACAAUAACAGCACGAGUAACUAACAAUAACAGCACGAGGAACUAACAAUAACAGUCCGAGGAACCAACAAUACCAGCACGAGGAACUAACAAUAACAGUUCGAGGAACCAACAAUAACAGCACGAGGAACUAACAACAACAGUCCGAGGACCCAACAAUAACAGCACGAGUAACUAACAAUAACAGUCCGAGGACCCAACAAUACCAGCACGAGGAACCAACAAUAACAGCACGAGGAAUCAACAAUAACAGUC
Molecule: messenger RNA, 3355 nt
Organism: Pecten maximus
Lineage: Eukaryota; Metazoa; Mollusca; Bivalvia; Pectinida; Pectinidae
Product: hillarin-like
Exons: 8
Coding region: 104-2167 (687 amino acids)
Source: RefSeq, a predicted model, not a curated record